Molecule: messenger RNA, 1629 nt
Organism: Striga hermonthica
Lineage: Eukaryota; Viridiplantae; Streptophyta; Magnoliopsida; Lamiales; Orobanchaceae
Source: the annotation of a GenBank genome assembly
AUGGUAAACUCAAAUGAUUCUAGAGUUGAGGAUGGUCCUGCCAAGGUUGGGGAAGACAACGAGAAUGCACCAAAAAAUAUUCCUACAAUUGGGAUGAAAUUUUCCACCGUUGAUGAGGUAUAUCAAUUCUAUAAAAAUUACGCAUAUCGCGUGGGAUUUCCUGUUAGAAGGAGGAGCUCCAGAAAAGGCCAUAGCGGAGAUCUUGAAAGCGUGACAUAUACAUGCAGUCGUGAAGGCAAUAGAUCUGGGAAUUCAUGCAAUCCACUUAAUCCUCACCCAACAAGUCAAACCGGUUGCAAAGCUAAGUUGACGACAAGCACAGAUGCUACUGGAAUUUGGAGCAUCAUAGCUGUUGAGCUACAACACAAUCAUCCAACAACCCCUACAAAGUCCAGAAUGUUCCGAUGCAAUCGAGAGAUUAAUGAAUCAGUGAAAAGGGAUUUGCAACUCAAUGACAUUGCAGGAAUAACAAUCCAUAAAAGUUUUCACUCUCAUGUUGUCAGGUCUGGGGGAUACGAGAACAUGACAUUUGUUGAAAAAGACUGUCGCAAUUAUAUUGAUAAAGUUCGGAGGCUGAGGUUAAGAGAGGGAGAUGCAUCUGCUAUCCAAGCUUAUUUCUCAAAGAUGAAUAACCAAAGCCCAGGAAUGUCAUCAACACAACGGAGUGAGAGUAUGAAUUCAUUUUUCGACGGAUAUCUCCACUCCAAGACCUCUUUAAAACAAUUUGUUGAGCAGUAUGAGCUUGCUUUGCGAAGUAAGGUGGAAAAAGAGUUUGAAGCAGAUUACCGCUCUUUUUCACAAACUGUCCCAUGCGUAAGCGUAUAUGAAAUGGAGAGACAAUUUCAAGUUGCAUACACUAGGGAUAAAUUUAAAGAGUUUCAGAAAGAGUUGACUCACAAGAUGUACUGCAAUAUUAAAUGUAGUAUUGAAGUUCCUUUUGGAUCAGAGUACAAAAUAGUCGAGGAUGUUCAACAUGAUGGAAAAAUAGUUAAACAAAAAACACUUGUUGUGGCAUUUAAUCGUGGAGAGUGUGAAGUUUUCUGUAGUUGCCAUAUGUUUGAGUUCAGGGGAAUUCUAUGCAAACAUGCGAUUUCAGUCCUCCUCCUGAAUCAUGUGUGGUCUGUUCCAGAUAAGUAUAUCUUACGAAGAUGGAGAAGAGAUGUGAGUCGGCUAUACAUGCGGAUCAAGAUCAACUACAACGGAUGGAUAGUUGCACCAGGACAAGAAAGGUAUGAUGAAUUGUGUCGUGAUUUCACAAGGCUAGCAGAUAUUGCAGCACAUACCGAGUCCGGGUUCAAGGAUGUUAAAAAAUGGAUCGAAAUGAAAACAGUGGAGUUGGCGGCUUUGCGGUCUAAUUUAUUGAGCGGUAGUAAUUUAGAGCCAAAUAGUUGUGAUGGUGAAAUAGAACGGGGAAUAACUUCAGGGGAUAAAAUAUUUGACCCAUAUUUCACCAAAAGAAAAGGUGCACCGCGGAAGGCUCGGAGGAAAAGUUCACUUGAGCUUGGUGCAAAGAAAACAAAGGCACAAAUGAAUGCGAAAAUGAAGAAGGGAAAAACUGUGAGACCAGAUGGAUGGUCGAUGAUUCCUGGCUCAUCUACCAUAGCGGAUAUCAUCGUGGAAUAUUUUUGA